This is a messenger RNA of Talaromyces stipitatus ATCC 10500, 1444 nucleotides long. RefSeq lists its product as uncharacterized. The transcript is spliced from 4 exons. The record is from RefSeq and is a predicted model, not a curated record. The coding region runs from base 96 to 770 and encodes 224 amino acids. NCBI's taxonomy places the organism in Eukaryota, Fungi, Ascomycota, Eurotiomycetes, Eurotiales, Trichocomaceae.
GCCUCGACCAUGCGCAGAUAUUUCAAAUACAAGUAGAAGCCGCUUGCUGGCUACCUGAAAAAUAAAUUCUUUUUACACACAAAAGAUCAGGCAACAUGUUGCUUCAGCUCGUCCGAUUCACACUGCUACCAUCCUUGACGCUCGCUGCUCCCGCAGUCGCGCAACUCCGCCAGCAUGUUUCUAAUGCUGGCGCUUCUCGUCAAUAUCUGAGCUACAUGAUGUCAACCCAGUCUGCGUCUCUACCGAAGAAAAGACAUGAGAUUUGCUGGAUCAUACUGUGGCACAAGAACUUCACGGUAGCCAACAAACCGGCAGUGACUGGGCUAGACGAUAUCAUCCAGGGAACAGCUACGACCAUGCUGUAUGACUUCGAUGACUCUCAGCUUGAGCAACUGACACGUGGUAUCGAGGCCCCAAUUUGUGAAUUUGCAUUUAUCCGUUUGUCGCCAGUGGCCCCAUUGUCUGACCCUGGCUUGCGUACUUCAAUGCACAAGACAUACACCGACUGCUAUAAAAUGCAGGGAUUUAUCAGUGGCCAGUGGGCAUACUCCAUCGAUGCCAAUCACCCCGAUGGCAUCCCACUCUCGGACAACACCCUCCUCAAACCAGAUGACAGGCGCUUAGCCCUGUACUUCCUUGGAUGGGAGAGCAUAGAGUUGCAUCAAGAUGCAUGUUUGACUCCCCUUUUCGCGGAGGAGAUUGAUAAAUUACAGCCAUGGUUCUAUCCUGGUAGUGGUGCAUGGUAUAACACAUUUCGGCAGUAUGAUUGAGUAUACAACUGCCUAAGUAGCCAGUUAGCAUAGCAGUAUAUCAUUCAAUUCGAGAACAUGAGUUAACUCAAAUCUCAUUGCUUAGGAAAAUAGUAAGUGAGGAAGAGAUCUAUGAUUUCUAUCUCGACAAACACCGGAGACAACGUGUUCUCGUAAGCAUAUAAGUCAAUGGAGAGAAUAACCGCCGAUAUAGUAGAAGAGAAAUAGUCGAAGAAAGGUAAAGUAUGGCGACAAAUCCAAUAUCAGCCAACAUAAGUUACACGAAGAUAGAAGGUGAAAUAGGUCAUCCCGUUAUAUAGCGACCAAUCCAGGCAGAACGGGUAUAUGCAGGCGUAGAUUGCGUAAUAAAAACUAGACGGUCACCGCGAAGGGAUAAUCCUUUUCCAAGCGGGUUAUGUUAUGUACAUAGAAAAGAAAUCGGACCGAAUUCCAUAAGCACUAAACCAGAGCAGACUCCUAGAAUUGGUUUGAAGUGGAAGGGCACUGGUGGAUUCAAGCGUCAACACCAGGCAUCUUAUCGGUAGCAAGAAGGAUCUCCGGUUCCAGGAUGGAAUUAGGGCAGAUAUUCUGGUUUGCAUAGUUGUGAUACCGAGCAAGAAUAUCGGUCUUGGCAAGAUUCUUCUGGGGUCCAAAAGAGAAAUGGGCUACUACCGAUGUGGUCUCAACCAAAACAG